GUACUUCGACUCGAGAAGGAAACGACGCCGGUUUAGUCUUUUGGAAGUCAACAGUCCACACCAUUUCAAAACCCCCAACCUGGAGAACCACAUCGACCCACCAAUGGAGUUAUACUCCGGCGCCGGUGGUGUUCCGGCAUCGCUAGCAAUCGUAGCCUGUAUCGGCAUGACUAUCUUGUACGUCGCAAUCCUCUACUCUCCCACAUUAAUCCUCCGUCUCCCGCCCCCUUCAUCCUUCAAAACCUUCAUGAUCCGACGGUUCAUUUGCGCCGGUAUCUCCACCGUCGUUUCACUUGUUGUCUGCGCCUUUAUUCUUCCUAUAAAGAGGUGGAACAUGUCCUACUUGCUUAGUGCUUAUGGUAUCCGUCUACACCACACGUGGGAAGCUGUGGUUUUUCCUCUUGGCCUGACUUCUUUAAUGUAUAUCGGCUCGUUUAUCCUCAAAAUUUGGAGCUCGUGGGCCGAACAUGGGGACCAUCAGAUAGAUAUAUCAUUUCAAAACCUUAUUAACUGGAUGGUUUCAGGUGUUUACGAUAUUUCAGUUUGGAGAAUGUAUAUUGUGGCUCCCCUUACGGAAGAGUUAGUUUUCAGAGCUUGUAUGAUAUCUUUACUUCUAUGUGGAGGAUUUAAAGCAUAUACAGUAAUACUUCUCUCUCCUGUUCUUUUUAGCCUAGCUCACUUGAACCAUUUAUUGGAGUACCACAUGCAACAAAAUACCAGCUUGCUGAAAGCUUCCAUGGUUGUAGGUUUUCAGCUUGGGUACACAGUGAUAUUUGGGUCAUAUGCAUCAUUUCUCUUUGUUCGAACUGGACAUAUAGCAGCGCCGCUCGUGUCACAUAUUUUCUGCAACAUCAUGGGGCUUCCUGCCUUCUUUUCACGACGAACAUGGUUGGUGAGCGUGGGAUUUGUAGCAGGGGCGAUAAGCUUUGUAUAUCUUUUGUUUCCACUUACUUCUCCUUCGUUGUACAAUGACAAUUGCGAAUGCUGGCACACUUACUGUUAUUGGACUUAAGAGACUAUGAAUUUGCUUAUUAGCCAUCACCAAAUGUGGCUAUAUCCUUCAAUUGGAUUCAAGAUAGUUUUCAGUCAGAUUUUUUUGUCCAGAAAGGAUCUUCUUGCUUGCCAUGCAGAUCAGUUAUUUGUUUAUCUGCGUGUAUCGACAUUUUAGUCUGAAUUCAACGAUUUCAAAAUGAACAACUUAUAUUGUACAAA
Molecule: messenger RNA, 1212 nt
Organism: Helianthus annuus (common sunflower)
Lineage: Eukaryota; Viridiplantae; Streptophyta; Magnoliopsida; Asterales; Asteraceae
Product: CAAX prenyl protease 2
Exons: 9
Coding region: 104-1012 (302 amino acids)
Biological process (GO): CAAX-box protein processing
Cellular component (GO): endoplasmic reticulum membrane
Molecular function (GO): metalloendopeptidase activity
Source: RefSeq, a predicted model, not a curated record